Messenger RNA from Aspergillus thermomutatus, 768 nucleotides. RefSeq lists its product as uncharacterized. The transcript has 2 exons. Lineage: Eukaryota; Fungi; Ascomycota; Eurotiomycetes; Eurotiales; Aspergillaceae. Bases 1 to 768 code for a protein of 255 amino acids. The record is from RefSeq and is a predicted model, not a curated record.
AUGUCCACCGACGGCUUUGAGAACUGCGUCUCCGGUACAUUCUACGGCUUCACCGACUCCGAGAAUAACGAGUUCCACCCCGGUGACACCUUCAAUCUUCAGUGGGGAGCGAUCGAUGGCGGAAACACACCCCUCAAUAUCUCGUUGGGACGUGCAGGAGGGACCCUGAUUGACAAAAUCGUGGCCGGCGCUUCAUUCUCCACCAGCAGCAGCCUUUACCGACUCGUUGUGAACGACACCGCAAACUGCACCCUGGAGCAAUACAGCUGGGCGAUCCCCGCAGACUUCAACACCACCAACCCGCAAUACCAAGUCGGCCUGUUCGAUGCCUCGGCGAAGCUCGGCACCGCGGGAGUUGCCCUGUACGGAUGGAAAUCCUGGAGUCCUUAUUUCUACGUCAGGGAGAAAUCGACGACAACAACCUCAACCACCGCUACCGGUACAUCGGCGACAGCCUUGCUGACGGGGACCGGCGAGUCGGCCCCGUCGGGCGUCACGGCAACCUCCACAUCGACAUCCACCUCGUCGGGUUCAAAUUCCUCCAAAAUCGGCAUCGGCGUUGGCGUCGGAGUUGGAGGCGCGGCUGUCAUUCUGCUUCUUCUAUUUGCGGUCUACUUCCUGCGUCGACGCAGGAGGGCUAACCCACAAGAGGGAGCCCCGGCUCCCAUACCAGAGACCAUGUCCAUGGCUCCGGCGGAGCUACCAGCCGUGGAAUUGCCCGGCAAUAAGAAACAGCAGCGAAAUGUAUUAUAUGAGAUGCAAGGGUAG